AUGCAAGGAGGUCCAGAGAAGUUGACAUUCGAUAGGUCAACAGGCACCUUUGGAGUAAUCACAAACAACCAAACCAUAUCGCUAGGCUUGUUCGAUCCGUAUAAACAACAAGCACUUGACUUCAACAACUUGGUACAGAACCACCAGAAGACAAUAGAACUACAUAAUCAAUACAUGGCACUCGAGGAGAGAGCUGUGAUUUGUUUGAAAGCAAAAGACAAAGUCAUCGAAGACAUGACGAGAAAGUCUUCAGCAAUGGAGGCUCAACUUAAGAAAGCUUUAGCAGAAGCAGAGUUUUGGAAGAAGUCGUUGGAGCAGAAAAGUGCUGUGUGUAGCGAUCUUGCUGGGAGGCUCUUGGAAAUAAAGAGAAAAGAAACUAAGAGUAAAGUUUUGGCGGAGAUAAAAUUUGCAAAUGAGGCUGAGUCGUCUACUGGUGAAAAUAGUGACAAUGUUUUGGACACGGCGAGGUCACGUAGGUGUAAACGACGACGUCUUUUGAAAUAG
Molecule: messenger RNA, 504 nt
Organism: Eruca vesicaria subsp. sativa (arugula)
Lineage: Eukaryota; Viridiplantae; Streptophyta; Magnoliopsida; Brassicales; Brassicaceae
Source: the annotation of a GenBank genome assembly